Molecule: messenger RNA, 402 nt
Organism: Gaeumannomyces tritici R3-111a-1
Lineage: Eukaryota; Fungi; Ascomycota; Sordariomycetes; Magnaporthales; Magnaporthaceae
Exons: 1
Coding region: 1-402 (133 amino acids)
Source: RefSeq, a predicted model, not a curated record
AUGCAUCCUUCUCAGGUUGACACGGGCUCCCAAGGCAGAUCAUGCGAGUCGGCACGCCAACCUAAUUUGACUGACAGGCGAAUAGAGAGCCCAAAGGCUUUCCUGGCGACCUGUCAACAAUCUCCUUCCAGGGCACGGCAGCGUCAAAUCCAGGCCGGACGCGAGGGCCAGGUGACGAGGAAGUGUGGGGAAGAGAGGGCCGGCAGCGUGCGUCUGUCUCUUCGCACGUCUCCAGUGCAACCGCCGACGCCAAAUGCACCUCAGGGCCGGCUGGCCGACGAGCCAUCCAUCAUGGCCGACGGCAUCCCGCGUGGAGGCGCCUGGCUGAUGCAUCAACCAUCAGCCAUGGCUCGCUCGUCGGUCGCUGAUGCGGCCAUGGCUCGCCCAUGGCUGCCUUAUUAG